AUUUUAUACAUAUUUUCCUCCCUCCAACGCAGCCCGGCCUUGCUUCUUUUCAAGUCUUGCUUGUCUUCAAACGGUGUUUCAACAAAGCCAAUAGUUAAGAUGAUACCUGUACGCUUUCAAGCCAUUGUGCUUACACUCCUCAGUUCGUCUCCCUCCUCUCCUUUAUCUUGCGAAGUCACCAAAGACUAAUAGCUACAGCCCUCGUCCCCCUAACCCUCAGUUCCACACUUCAGCCCCGGGACGACGAUGAUGACAUGGCGGGUCUCCACGGCACGCCCUCCCUCCGCACAACUGCCCACGUAGUACACGGCAUCACCAUCUCCGUUGCUAUCGUUUUAUUCUUCCCCCUUGGAGGCAUUCUCCUCCGCACAAUGCAGCUACACCCCACCGCCUCCCCCUCCGCAGUGAAAUUCCACCUCUACUGGCAGUCAACAGGAAUGUUUAUCCUCUGUGCAGGAUUCGGGCUCGGGUGCUGGUUAUCAUACCUCCAUAACGAGCUGUGGAACCAAGGACAUGAACAAAUGGGAACUGUGAUCUUUGCACUGUUUCUCAUGCAACCUAUCCUCGGCCUUGUCCACCACCGCAACUAUCGAAAAUUAAUCGAGAAGGGAGAUGUCGAUGAGCUGCGGACGAUGUGGUGGACGAGGAUCCAUACUUGGUACGGACGAAGCUUGAUAGUACUAGGAGUAGUCUGCGGCGGUACAGGAAUCCAGCUAGCAGCUAACUGGACGAUCCCGCAGAUGCUUGUGUACCUGGUCGUUGCAGUUGUGAUAGCCUUCAUCUAUGUAAUUGUAUUGUGGGUGUGGUGGGGAAAAGGACGAGGAAGAAAGAGACUGAGGCUCGGGACGCGGAGUUUGGAGGGGUUGCCGCUGGGUUUGCCUGGUGAGAGACUUAGUUUACCGCUAGGGUGGUUGGGGGAGAGUGCGAGGGGGAGUGAGGAGAAGGUUAGGAGUUUGAGGGAGGUGGAUGAGGAGAAAAUGGGGUGA
Molecule: messenger RNA, 986 nt
Organism: Hyaloscypha bicolor E
Lineage: Eukaryota; Fungi; Ascomycota; Leotiomycetes; Helotiales; Hyaloscyphaceae
Exons: 2
Coding region: 255-986 (243 amino acids)
Source: RefSeq, a predicted model, not a curated record